Molecule: messenger RNA, 541 nt
Organism: Brassica oleracea var. oleracea
Lineage: Eukaryota; Viridiplantae; Streptophyta; Magnoliopsida; Brassicales; Brassicaceae
Product: keratin, type II cytoskeletal 1-like
Exons: 1
Coding region: 63-464 (133 amino acids)
Source: RefSeq, a predicted model, not a curated record
AAGAAUCGUGUGUAUAUAUAGUUUUGUGUUGGUACCGAAGCUUAAAUAUUGGUAAACACAAAAUGGAACUCAAAAUGCGUUGCACUGUGCUUCAUUUAUUUCUAUCACUUCUUCUAAUUCAUACGCAAAUCGAAGCCGUUGGUUCACUUAACCAGGAUUCUCUUCCAUCCGUUGAUCUAAAACGCCAUCAAAUAAUCACAAAAACGACAUUGUUUACGGCAGAUUUGAACCGAAGGCAACUUGCAGGAGGAGGCGGUGGCGGCCGUGGAGGAGGUGGAGGCUCUCGAAGUAGUUCUUCAGGUGGCAGAAGCAGUGGUGGGGGAAGUCGCGGAGGUGGCUCCGUCGGUGUCACUAGACCAUCUACGACUAAUACUCAAGGUGGACGGGUUCCAAGCAGUGGUGCUCGCCUUCAUUAUUCUGUAGCGAUGUUCUUCUUCUUGACCUGUUUGGUUAUCAUGUAUUAGACUCUAAAUGUUCUAAUUUUUUAGUGUUGCUUGUGUCUUUUUGUGGUUCUUUCAAUUUCAACUUUUUUUUUUGUAUA